Messenger RNA from Populus trichocarpa (black cottonwood), 2558 nucleotides. RefSeq lists its product as uncharacterized. The transcript is spliced from 4 exons. Lineage: Eukaryota; Viridiplantae; Streptophyta; Magnoliopsida; Malpighiales; Salicaceae. Bases 284 to 2452 code for a protein of 722 amino acids. The record is from RefSeq and is a predicted model, not a curated record.
GAAAAUCAGUGAUGAGAAGGCGGGUGUGGAAAACACAAAGCAUCUAUCUGGGUUUCUUCUUGAGAAACAGGAAAGCUUGAAAACCAGAGACAAAAAUUCAGGCAAUUAUGGCAUAGCAAAAGAAAAUCAAUUAAUUUGGAAGUCAUAUUUGGAUUGAAGAACGAAAACCCACAUGGCUCAAAGCUAAAAGCUGUUAGCUUUCAUGCAAAGAAACAAUCAAGGAAAGUAACAGAAGACUCUUCUUAAACCUCUUCAAUCUCAGUGUAUUAGUGGUUGAUUAGGCAUGGAUGAGUUACUUCGUCUGAGUAUUGGGGGUGCCGCAAAUUCGGAUGUAAAUAUCUCGGGUGGAGAAGCUGCUGGUCCCACGUCCUUGCCCGCGGAUGGUGUUGAUCGAAAUUUGUUACAGCCACCGUAUGAUGGGCAGACUUUUGGUAGUUUAGAAGAAAUGGUACAGUAUUUGCAGUCGUAUGCGAAGGCUAUUGGGUUUCAAUGGAGAUAUAGAACUUCAAGAAAGAAUAAGAGCAAUGGGGAAAGAUGUGGUGUUCGUAUGGUGUGCACUAAAGAAGGAACGAACAAGCCUCGAGGAAAGAGUCCCAAGUAUUUUAGGCUUUCAGGGAGGGAAGGGUGUAAUGUUGCCAUGUCUUCUUCCUUGCAAAGUGAUGGUCGGUGGAAGAUUAGCAAAAUUCAUUUGCAGCAUUGUCAUGAGAUUGAUUUGAAUGCUGUACCGUUACAUAUGCGACAGCAUCUAUUAGAGUUGAAUGAUAGGUCGGGCAUUGAGGAAGAAGAAGAAGAGGAAAAUGAAGAAGAAGAGGAGGGGAAACCAUAUGAUGGACAAACUUUUGGUAGUUAUGCAGAACUGAUUCAGUUCUUGUUUUCUUAUGCCAAGAAAGUUGGAUUUCAAUGGAGCAUCAGGACUUCAAGAAAGGAUAAGAACAGCGGUAAAACUUGUGGUAUCUGCAUGGUAUGUAGUAAAAGCAAGCGGAGAAAACAGCCAAAUUCUGAGGGGGAGGGGUGUGACGUUUCACUAUGUUCUACCUUGCAAAAGGAUGGUCAGUGGAAGAUCAACAAAAUUCAUUUGCGACACUGUCAUGAGAUGGAUCCAAAUGCAACUCCCAUUCUUCGGAGAUGGUAUCUACUAGCAUUGAAUGGUAGGAUGGGUAUCGAGGAAGAGGAAGCAAAGGAGGAGGGAGAAGAAAUGGAGGAGGGGGGGGAGGGGGAGACAGAACAAGAAGAAGCUGGGAACUCGUCUUUGUCCAAUGAUAUUGAUCGUCCUUCUAUUGAUCCACUGUAUAAUGGACAGACUUUUGGUAGUUUACAAGAACUGAUUCAGUAUUUGUGCUCUUAUGCAAAGGCUGUCGGAUUUGAAUGGAGGAAGAGAACUUCAAGAAAGAACGAGAACAGUGGUGAAAUAUGUGGUGUUCGCAUGGUAUGCAAUAAAGAGGGAAAACGAGGUUCUUUGGGACCAUCAAUGAAAAAGGGGUGUCCUGUUGCUGUAAAUUCUACCUUGCAGAAGGGUGGUCGGUGGAGGAUCAACAAAAUAAAUUUGGAGCACUCUCAUGAGAUUGAUCCGAAUGUAAGACCAUUCCUUCGGCGGCGACAUAGAUCUAUUCCUCCUCAAUUGCGGGAUCCCCUGGUGUCAAAUGAUAGGUUGGGUAUUGAGGAUGAAGAAGAAAGGGAAGAGGAGGAGGAGGACGAAGGAGCUGUACCUGUUGCCUUGGAGCAACCUCUAGACUCAAGUGGUGAUGAGUAUGAUUCACCUUCAAUAAAUGAUGCAAUAAUGGAAGAGCAACCAUCCUUUGAAUCUUCCUUUAACCAGCAGGAUGCCAUUGAUGAAAGGGGCACCACUUGUCAAAACAGCCCUGACCUGGCUGGAAAUGUUGGACAGCAUUGGAAGAAGCUGAAAAGAGAUAUGGGCAAAUUGACGACGUCCAAUUCAGACAAUAUUAGGCAAUUGAGCAAUAUGGAGAGAACUGUUGAUGUUCUGAUCAGUCAAUAUUUUGGGGAUGAUGUAAACACCACUCUUCAAGAUGUGAGGAAAUUAAUCACUGGACACAAGAACAAGGUCUUUCAUCUAAGGUCUUCAAAAAAAUCUGCUCAAGCUGAAUGCAAGAAUCUUUACAGAGAGAAUCCUGAUUUAUCAGCAACAAUUGACAGAGCAAAACUAGCGUUACAAGCGGAAGAGUCAAAGCUAUCUCAGCUCACAGGUGAAGAAGCUAGAAUCGAAGCGGCAAUCCAAAACUUAAUGGCAAAAAAACAAUCAGUUCUUUCGCAGAAAGCCUCAGCUGCAAAGAAUAUUGAGAAGGAAAACCAGAAAAUGGAAGAGUUGAAGAACACACAAGAAAAGAUCAACAAAGCAGAAAACAGUUUUCGCAAAUGGCAGAAAGAAACGAGUUACGCUAACUCUACUUUCAUUUCAAAUUUGAUGGAUUCCAAGAGGGUGUUGUUCAAGUGAAAUUUUUGGUUCCUUUUGGAUGCAACCUUUCCCUUCUUGUCACUUUUUUUUCCUGCUUCUGUGCUGUAGUUAUUUAGUACGGAGAACGGAACAGUGCUUUCGACUA